Messenger RNA from Colletotrichum lupini, 189 nucleotides. RefSeq lists its product as uncharacterized. The record is from RefSeq and is a predicted model, not a curated record. The transcript is spliced from 2 exons. Lineage: Eukaryota; Fungi; Ascomycota; Sordariomycetes; Glomerellales; Glomerellaceae. Bases 1 to 189 code for a protein of 62 amino acids.
AUGGUUGUUUCCACAGGUGUCCGAGAUUUGAGGCUUGAGUCACUAUGGCUUGCUGAUACCUACCCCUGGUCUUCUUGGUCCUCAUGCCUGGUUGACGCUUAUGGUUUCAUCAUAUUUCAUCAUAUCUCAUCAUUUACUUCAGCCUUCUUCAUCAGAACGUCGCCUGGAAUUUUUCCACGCUGCGGCUAA